GCUCCGCCGCCAACCAUCCCCGCGGCCUCCGGCGGCGCGUGCUCAGCCCGGGGGCGCGGGAGCCGCAGCUGGAGCCAGAGGCGGGAGCAGCGAGCGGGAGCCCCGGGCGCCCAAACGCAGGGUGCUCAUGGUCCCUGGGUUGCCAUAUAUGAGGCUUGGCUCCAAGGAGGAUGCCUCGGCUACCAGCCAGCUCCUGUCGGCACCAUGAGUGAUGAGCGACGGUUGCCUGGCAGUGCAGUGGGCUGGCUGGCAUGCGGUGGCCUCUCUCUACUGGCCAAUGCCUGGGGCAUCCUCAGUGUGGGUGCCAAGCAGAAGAAGUGGAAGCCACUGGAGUUCCUGCUAUGCACGCUGGCAGCCACUCACAUGCUCAACGUGGCGGUGCCCAUCACCACCUAUGCUGUGGUGCAGCUGCGGCGCCAGCGGCCUGACUACGAGUGGAACGAGGGUCUCUGCAAAGUGUUUGUGUCCACCUUCUACACCCUCACCCUGGCCACCUGCUUUUCCGUCACCUCCCUGUCCUAUCAUCGGAUGUGGAUGGUCCGCUGGCCUGUCAACUACCGGCUGAGCAACGCCAAGAAGCAGGCUGUGCACACAGUCAUGGGCAUCUGGAUGGUGUCCUUCAUCCUGUCAGCCCUGCCCGCUGUCGGCUGGCAUGACACCAGCGAACGUUUCUACACCCAUGGCUGCCGCUUCAUCGUGGCUGAGAUAGGCCUGGGCUUCGGAGUCUGCUUCCUGCUGCUGGUGGGUGGUAGCGUGGCCAUGGGCGUGGUCUGCACAGCCAUUGCCCUCUUCCAGACUCUGGCAGUACAAGUAGGGCGCCGGGCAGACCACCGCACCUUCACAGUGCCCACUAUUGUGGUGGAGGAUGCCCAGGGCAAGCGCCGCUCCUCCAUUGAUGGCUCUGAGCCCGCCAAGACCUCGCUGCAGAUCACAGGCCUGGUGGCCGCCAUCGUCAUUAUCUACGACUGCCUGAUGGGUUUCCCCGUGCUGGUGGUGAGCUUCAGCAGCCUGCGGGCAGAUGCCUCAGCACCCUGGAUGGCACUGUGUGUGCUGUGGUGCUCGGUGACCCAGGCCCUUCUGCUGCCUUUGUUCCUCUGGGCCUGCGACCGCUACCGUGCUGACCUCAAGGCUGUCUGGGAGAAGUGCCUGGCUCUCAUGGCCAAUGAUGAGGACUCAGAUGAUGAUACCAGCCUGGAGGGUGGUGCUCCCUCAGACCUGGUGUUGGAGCGCUCCCCUGACUACAGCUAUGGGGGUGACUUUGUGGCCCUGGACAGGAUGGCCAAGUAUGAGCUGUCUGCCCUGGAAAGGGGCCUGCCACAGUUUUACCCUCUGCAAGCCAUGCAGGAAGACAGGAUGCAGUAUCUACAGGUCCCGGCCACGCGGCGCUUCUCGCACGACGACGCCGACGUGUGGGCGGCCGUCCCGCUGGCCACCUUCCUGCCGCGCUGGGGCUCCGGCGACGACCUGGCCGCCUUGGUGCUGCCCGGCGGGCCCGGGUCCGAGCGACGCCGCAGCAGCCUGCUGGCCUUUGCGGAGGACGCGCCCCCCUUCCACCCGCGCCGCCGCUCGGUCGAGAGCCUGCUGUCGCUGCGCCCCGCGACCCUGGACGCCGGGCCCCGCCGGGCCCCCGACUCGCCCUCCGGCAGCCCGCGCCGGUGUCCGCCCGGGCCUAGCGCCCGCUCCGCUUCCGUCUCUCUGCUGCCCGACGCCUUCGCGCUCACGGCCUUCGAGCGGGAGCCACAGGCCCUGCGGCGUCCCUCGGCCCCACGGGGUCAUUUCCCCACCCGCGCCCCCGAAAACGCCCAGCUCAAGCGUGACGCGGCGCCCCCCAGCGGCGGCGUACAAAUGAGCCGCGGGGCCGCGCAUGCGCACGCCGGGCCCCUGCGGACCGGCCUCAGCUUGUCUUGGGGUGAGCCCGGGGGGCUGCGCUCGGUGGGCGGCGACGGCAGCACCAGUAGCUUCCUGAGCUCGCCCUCCGAGUCAUCAGGCUACGUCACUCUGCACUCGGACUCGCUGGGCUCCGCGUCCUAGGACCGACCACCUGCCCCUCCUCCCCAGGGUCGCCAGGCAGGCCAGGCCGCCCAAUGAAGAGGAGGAGGGUCAGUGCACCAAAGAUGCUGCAGCACCCCAACCUGGGCUGGGGCAGGGCUGCACUGAGCAGGCCAAAGCCGUCCGGACAUGUGCUUGUCCUCCCGGAGGUGAUGAGGCAAUAGUUCUCUGCCGGUCCAGGAAAUGAGCAUUGCCUCAUGGAGCCGCAGCUGCCCUGGAUGAGAAAGCUGGGCCGCUGCAUCUCCUGUCAGUCCAGGCUGGGAUGAAGGCGGCCUUGGCACGUCCAGUGCCUGCUCUGAGUGCUGCUGGGCUAGGGCCAGGGAUACCACGGAUAAGUCUGACCCUGGAGAAGCCGAAGCACCAGGCAGCACCCAGAUUUUCACUCUGCACUGUAAUUCACACUUCAGCCUGGUGUGGCACAAAGGGUCUCCAAGCACAUGGGUCUUCAGAGACCUAACAAACUCUGAGGUCUGCCUCACUUUCUCCCAUUCGAUAAGCAAGUGACCAUGUUGA
Molecule: messenger RNA, 2562 nt
Organism: Erinaceus europaeus (western European hedgehog)
Lineage: Eukaryota; Metazoa; Chordata; Mammalia; Eulipotyphla; Erinaceidae
Gene: GPR153
Product: G protein-coupled receptor 153
Exons: 6
Coding region: 205-2031 (608 amino acids)
Biological process (GO): G protein-coupled receptor signaling pathway
Cellular component (GO): membrane
Molecular function (GO): G protein-coupled receptor activity
Source: RefSeq, a predicted model, not a curated record